CGUUUCCCGUCCUUCGUGCUCGACCCUGCUGGAGCCUCCCACCACAUCCACCUUUUUGCGGCCCCCCCGAACGCAUGAUCCUGCUGCACCGCAAAGCCGUCGUGCUCAAGGAACAUCCGUCGGCCGUUGCUUCUGAUGCUCCGCGCAUCCUCCUGUCAACUGCAUCCUUCUCUCAAGCUGCUCUUGUGCCCGUCUCGUUUGCUCAACACCCGAGGAGACCCCCAUCACGACAUCGACCCAGCACGCCGAAGCGUCGGGCACCCCAGACAAUAGCCACGCCCUCGGAGCUCGUAUCCAUCUGCCUGCCAGCUCUGGGUCGUGCCACAGCAAUUCUUGCCGCUGCCUCCUUACGGCCCACUCAGCUCGGUGCCGUGCAAUAGCUUGCUGGACCGGCCGUGUUCGCAGUCGAAGCUCGCAGGUCGAAGUUUCAAGCGCAUCCCAUGGUCACCUAAUCUUGUUCGAGGUCCGUCAACGGGCACAAUCGUCGCCGUCGUCGACAUCGUCGCUCGGUCAACAGGUAAGGCGGUUUUAGCUGGCCGACCAUCACAACUGAGAAUCGACGAUCGGCGAUCGGAACCUCGUUGCCACUGAUUUCGUGUCAAACCUCACCACGUCUGCCGCCCGCCCACCAUGCCGAAGAACGGUGGAGAUGGCGAUUCAACGUCUGGCGGUGGGUCGCAGCAUCGAGACGAAGUUCCUCCGUCGCUAUCGACCUCUUCGCAGCAGUCUGGCCUGGAUCGCACGGUCGUCCACGCUGAACAUGAUUCACCCACGUCCGGCCGGGUCCAUAGGGGCUCGGUGUCCUCGCCCACCACUUCAGAGCUCGGCAUCAUGAGCCCAGGUCCGACGGACAGGGUGUUUCCGAUACGCAGCGUUGUGCAGGUAGAUCCAACCAUCGCGCCUGCAGCCAGAGAGCACAAUCACGACUCGUAUUUUGGGAACAUAGGACGGGCCAUGGACAGGAGGCGUGCAUCUACCAGCACAGAGGGCUCUAUCAGAGGCUCAGAUGGAUCACGCGUCGGCGGUGGUCCGCGGCUGAACCGGCCGCUCCGUUCGGAAGAAGUAGCAAGCGCCAGCGCCCAGAACUCGAGGUCAAACCCUCCACGACUUCCCCCGCAGGUAUUUAGUGAGAUCAUUGGGAAUAGAGGAGACGAGGGCGAGGCCAGCUCGUCGCAUAUGCCAUCUCAGGGCGCACCCUCGAACAAGAGUGCCGUCUCCGGAGACCAGGAUCUGGGCGGGCUUGUGACAACACGCUUCAAGCAUGUAGUCACGGAGGACGGCCAUGCCAUCAUAACGGGCAGAGAUGGCGACGCCCCCCAGCGCUGCGAAGACGAGCCAAUACACAUACCGGGUGCCGUGCAGGGCUUUGGCUUGCUGAUAGCACUGAUGGAGGUUGAAGGCAAGCUGCAAGUGCGGAUCGUGAGUGAGAAUUCAAAGAGAAUUAUUGGGUACACUCCUAAACAGCUGUUCGAGCUGGAGAGUUUUACGGAUAUCCUCUCAGAAGAGCAGGCAGACAAUCUGCUUGAUCACAUUGACUUCAUCAGGGAGGAGGAAACGGACGUGGCAACAAACGGACCAGAAGUUUUCACCAUGAGUAUACGCUCACCUAAACGGAAAUCUACAAAGUUGUGGUGCGCGAUGCAUGUCAAUGACAGCAAUCCGGGUCUCAUCAUUUGCGAGUUUGAACUUGAAGAUGAUUUUCAAAAUCCUCUGGCUCCUUCUGAUGAUUUGACCCCCGACGAUCCGGAGGACACGCUUCACGCGAACCCUACCGCGGAAGAGUAUGCUGAGUCGACGCAAAAUAUAAGCAGGCCAUUGCGGGUCCUGCGAAGUGCGCGCAAACGUCGAGGCGAAGCAGCUGCGAUGGAAGUCUUCAACAUCAUGUCGCAGGUGCAGGAGCAACUUGCCGCCGCUCCAACCUUGGAUCGAUUUUUAAAGGUUUUAGUAGGCGUUGUGAAAGAAUUGACGGGAUUCCACCGCGUGAUGAUUUACCAAUUUGAUCAUCAGUGGAACGGCAAGGUCGUAACGGAACUGGUCGACCCACGAGCAACAAAGGAUCUGUAUCUUGGAUUGCACUUUCCAGCAUCGGACAUCCCCAAGCAAGCUCGGGAUCUGUAUAAGAUCAACAAAGUGCGCAUGCUGUACGAUCGCGAUCAGGAAACUGCACGUCUGGUGUGCAAGACCAUGCAAGAUUUGGAGAAUCCACUUGACCUGACGUACUCGUAUCUGCGAGCCAUGUCGCCUAUUCACCUGAAAUACCUGGCCAAUAUGGCCGUCCGUUCCUCCAUGUCGAUAUCUAUCAACGCUUUCAACGAGCUCUGGGGCUUGAUUUCUUGUCAUUCCUACGGUCCAAGGGGCAUGCGCGUCGCAUUUCCAAUCCGCAAGAUGUGCAGGUUAGUCGGAGAUAUCGCGUCACGAAAUAUCGAACGCCUGUCAUAUGCUUCCCGGUUACAGGCCCGUAAGCUCAUAAACACCGUGCCUUCGGAGCACAAUCCGUCCGGUUACAUAAUCGCUUCUUCAGAAGAUCUGCUCAAGUUGUUCAAUGCUGACUGCGGUCUUUUGUCAAUUCAAGGCGAGACCAAGAUUUUGGGAAGGUUGGAGCAAUCGCAAGAAGCACUUGCAAUGCUGGAGUACUUGCGCAUGCGCAAAUUCACCGCUGUGACUACGUCACAGGACAUUGUUCAUGAUUUCCCAGAUCUGAAAUAUGCGCCUGGAUUCUCUUUUUUGGCAGGCUUGUUAUUUGUGCCCUUGUCAGCCGGAGGUCACGAUUUCAUCGUUUUCUUUCGAAAGGGACAGCUAAGGGAGGUCAAGUGGGCCGGAAAUCCUUAUGAGAAGGUCAUCAAGGAAGGCACCGAGGGCUAUCUUGAACCACGCAAAAGCUUUAAACUCUGGUCCGAGAUGGUCGUUGGCCGAUGCAAGGAAUGGACAGAAGAGGAAGUCGAAACCGCGGCCGUGCUUUGUCUCGUGUAUGGGAAAUUCAUUGAGGUGUGGCGUCAAAAAGAGGCAGCGCUACAAAAGAGCCAGCUGACCCGUUUACUCCUUGCAAAUUCAGCUCACGAGGUUCGAACACCACUGAACGCUAUCAUCAAUUAUCUCGAGAUCGCACUUGAGGGUACGCUGGAUCAAGAGACGAGAGAAAACCUUGCGAAGUCACACUCGGCUUCUAAAUCCCUCAUCUACGUUAUAAACGAUUUACUUGAUUUGACUAAGACAGAGGAGGGCGUUGAACUGAUCAAGGGCGAAUCGUUUGAUCUCAAGGCUACGUUGAAGGAAGCAACAGAGUCAUUUCACAGUGAUGCCAAGCGCAAGGGCAUCAGCUACGAAGUGGUCGAACAUCCCGGCUUGCCGAACAAUGUCAUUGGUGAUCAGAGGAGAGUUAGACAAGCAAUCACGAACAUCACGGCCAACGCAAUUCAAGCAACUUCGCAGGGCAGCGUAACCGUCGAAAUGUACGUCUCUGGCCAGAUGGAACAACACAUUGAUGUUGAGGUCGUUGUGACGGACACGGGAAAGGGUAUGAGCGAUCAAACCGUAGAUGCAAUAUUCAGAGACAUGGAACAAGUACAAUCCGAAAUGCUAGAUCCAGCUUCCUUCGAGCAAGAGGGCGACGGAAAGAAGGUCACUCCUGCAGGAAAGGAAGGACGCACAUUAGGUUUAGGUUUGGCAGUCGUUGCGAGAAUCAUUCGCAACAUGAACGGCCAAAUGAGGCUUAAAUCAGAAGAAGGCAAAGGCUCUAGAUUCGCACUUCAAUUCCCCUUUGAGCUGCCGAGCGGAGACGAACAGGUCAAGCUUGCGCCGCCUGGACCAUCAUCACUAAUAUCUUUGUCGGAAACAGGAAAGGAUGAAAUUCUUCUCGUCAAAAAGGACACUCCUAGAUCGAGAACAGGCUCUGUAAGUAGCGGCUCGCUGUUACAGAAACGCAACAGCGCAGAUUCGCUGCAUUCGAUGAACAGCAAAAAGAGCGUGAAAAGCGUUGGCAGCGCUCAAUCUGCAAGAAGCGACGUGGAUCGGCUUAUUGAAGCAAUCCAGGGCCCUCACAUGGCGGAGGAGAAGAGACCAUUACAUCCUGCACGUGGAUCGAGGGGAAGUCAUUCUAGACCAAGUCUAGAAAUGAGACACAGCUACGCGGGGGACCCUACGAAUUCACAGUUCGCGAAAGCGCAGAGUGUUGAGCAGGCUCUCGCAUCAAAUGAGGAAAUACAGGACCGUCCAGUCGUUGCACCCACCCCGGGUGAAGAACAGCUUCCGUUCUCCAAUGCACCAGUGCGCGCUAUCAAAGUUCCUGAUGAUGAGGAGACUCCCAUAUCGCCACAGCCCCGCAGGCCCGAUUCAGCUGGAGCCGUUAUGACCGACAUACGACAUGCUAUCAAUGAGAGCGGCAAAGACAAGUCUUCAGAAGAUUCACACCGGCAAGAGCGGUCGUCAAAAAUCCUGGAUGCGAAAGAGAUGGUCAUUCUUGUUGCUGAAGACGACCCAAUCAAUAGCAAAAUUGUAAAAAAAAGGAUGGAAAGUCGCGGGCACAAAGUCAGGCUGACAACUAAUGGAGAGGAAUGCGCAACUGCAUACUGCGAGGGGAGCGGAGAGUACGAUGCUGUGUUGAUGGAUAUCCAGAUGCCAAUUGUUGACGGGCUGACAUCGACAAAGAUGAUUCGUUCUUACGAGAAAACGACGGCUUCACAUAAACUCUCUCCGCGUGCUGCCCUCAACGGUCGCAUUCCCAUUAUCGCCGUCUCUGCAUCGCUUGAAGAGCGUGAAAGGGAUACGUAUGUUAGUGCUGGCUUUGAUGCUUGGAUCCUCAAACCCAUUUCAUUCGAUCGGCUCCAAACACUUCUUGAAUGCAUUGUUGAUGCAAAGACGAGAGAAGAGUGUUUGUAUAAGCCCGGGCACUGGGAACAAGGCGGUUGGUUUGAGAAUGCACAUUCGGCGGGUGAUCAAACGGAGCCAAAAACUCAGUCCGACAAAGACGUGGCUUUAGGAGCAGAUUCUUCACGUGCUUGUGCAAUUAGAAAUGAAGAGAGUGAAGGCCAAUCGGAAUCGCUCCAAACCGGUGUUGGCGACACGUCUCCAACAAAGAGCACCUCUGCGCCUGCUGCUGUUUCUAUCGGGAGCGAAGAAAGCACUCAUAAAGUCAAUGUGACUGAAGCGGAGCUAGCGAACGAGCCGGGCCCACAGGAGUCUUUGAGCAAGCUAGACACAUCAUGAGUCACUCAGUUUUGAUGUAGGUUGCAGUUUAUGCUCCCGCAGCCACGAAUCGUGCGGUUGCACGACGGCGUUGUGUACAACACAGAAUUGCGCCUUGUUUUCUCGUUUCACGUAUUUUGGCCGGCUGGUAGCUCCCAACGCUGCGCGGAAAAGCGCAGCAUGACAUUUACCAUUUCAAUGUAAGAAACAUUUAGACAAAGACCAUAAACCGCAUGCAUAACGAUAUUCAAGUGUGCCUCUCUUCAUAUAUGUGUAACUGCUUACGACAAAUGCGACAAACAAAAGAUUUGCAACAAAUUUCAUGCUUUUUUGCUUGGAGGAUGAUGUCGAUGACCCACAUGCAUAUCUAUGCGAGCUUCAGACAUCAACAUAACACUACAAAAAUCAUACUGAUUAUUUUCUUUUCACGAAUGAUUUCGGUUAACGUCGAAGCAGACAUGAUGUGGAGCGACUGUACAGAUAGACUAUGAAGCACCCACCGGACAUCUCAACUUGGGCAAAAUCAGAUGGAUCAGAUCGUAAGGUUCGUUACGUAUAUCAUGUGAGCUAAGAGGUAUAUAACAAAUCUCUGGGCUGAAAAAAAGCCACGACGAAAAUGCGAAGAAACGAUGCUAGUCACGCCUCCCCCCCACCCACGAAAAAAAAAAAGCCCAAAUGCAGCUGAGUAGAUAGUCGAAGAUGCCCAAAAGUAAAG
Verruconis gallopava is the source of this 5896-nucleotide messenger RNA. RefSeq lists its product as uncharacterized. Bases 631 to 5202 code for a protein of 1523 amino acids. The record is from RefSeq and is a predicted model, not a curated record. The transcript has 3 exons. Gene Ontology annotation, biological process: detection of visible light; regulation of DNA-templated transcription; phosphorelay signal transduction system. Lineage: Eukaryota; Fungi; Ascomycota; Dothideomycetes; Venturiales; Sympoventuriaceae. Gene Ontology annotation, molecular function: protein binding; phosphorelay sensor kinase activity.